Bicyclus anynana (squinting bush brown) is the source of this 1080-nucleotide messenger RNA. RefSeq lists its product as uncharacterized. Gene Ontology annotation, molecular function: protein binding. Bases 94 to 774 code for a protein of 226 amino acids. The transcript has 4 exons. The record is from RefSeq and is a predicted model, not a curated record. NCBI's taxonomy places the organism in Eukaryota, Metazoa, Arthropoda, Insecta, Lepidoptera, Nymphalidae.
ACCAAUAGAAAAGAGGGUAGUAGUAAGAUAAUUAACUAAAUAGUGUAUUUUUAGAGGAGUUUGUAUUUUAUAUGAUUUUUAUAGCUUUGAUAAAUGGAUCGACAAAAGGAAAUAUUUAAAUUUAAUAUUUUGAACAGUAACGAAAGAGAAUUGUCAAAGUUAUUAAACAGUGGUUAUAACCCUAACUCUGAAGGCGGAUGGCCCAUAAGAUUAGCAGCUCGACAUGGGUUACACUCUAUUGUUAAACUAUUAAUGCAAUAUGGAGCUAAUCCACAUUUAUUAAGUGAAGCUGGAGCAUCAACGUUACAGCUUGCAGUUUUCGCAGCGUUACACUGGGAAGCUGAUGACUGGUUAUUUUUGUUAUCAUGCUGCGAUUCAUCACAGUUAGCUGACGGUGCUGCAGUUGCGAUUAUUUUUAACAAUGAAGCAGCACUAAAAAAAAUUCUACAAACAGGACGAUGUAAUACUAAUAUUCCAACAACUCUAACAGGUAAAACUGUUGAUGACUUAGCAAGGGGAUACAAAAAGAAAUAUCUACUAAAUGCUCCUGUGCCUGUAAUACAAAGUAGUCUUCAAGUAACGCCGAAUACAUCGCCACAUCGAGUUCCUAGAAUGGAUGCCAGGAGCCUACAAGUACAGCAACAAUCUCACAGGAACUUGUCACCUUCGGUGGCCCGUUUCUUCGAUCUUACAGCCGGUCAAUCGGCAUUGACUCCACCACGUAGUCCUACAAGAGUCUGGUCUUCUCCUUUAACUCGACAACGAAAUCAAUAAUUUCUCGAGUACCAGUUAAAACCCAUCAUUUAUUCGUUCGCGUUCGUAGGUAUAAAGGCAGAGUGUACGCAAAUAAAUAAGGAACUUAGUGAAGUAGGUAUUUAAUUAAAAUGUUUAUUAAGACAAAAUACAAUUAUAUUUUUAAAUUUCAAAUAGGUACGACAUAUUACAAUUGUAAUGAAUAAUAAAUCAUUCAAUCAUGACAACGAAGAUUUUUUGAGACUAAUUAUGCAUUUUUUCUGCGUUACAUAUGUUCUAAUAAAAUAUAAUAAUUAAAGAGUAAAUUGACAUUCAAAUAAUAAAUAA